Populus trichocarpa (black cottonwood) is the source of this 2538-nucleotide messenger RNA. Its product is annotated as transposon Ty3-G Gag-Pol polyprotein. NCBI's taxonomy places the organism in Eukaryota, Viridiplantae, Streptophyta, Magnoliopsida, Malpighiales, Salicaceae. Gene Ontology annotation, biological process: proteolysis. Gene Ontology annotation, molecular function: aspartic-type endopeptidase activity. The transcript is spliced from 3 exons. The coding region runs from base 14 to 2293 and encodes 759 amino acids. The record is from RefSeq and is a predicted model, not a curated record.
ACAGAAGGAGAUUAUGAGCUGUCAGAUAGUGACUACUCAACAACUUCUGAUUCAGAGGAUCAAGAGUAAUCUUGACACUAUCGACCCAGGAUGGGACGAUAUAGAAUGGUGGGACUCCCUCCUACCAAUAGAUAAUAAUGACACUUGUCAUUUAGAGAAAGAACAAAUCGACGCAAUCAGUGCAGCCGAUUUUGAUGACUUGUUAGAAGAACAAGACAUCACACCAAACUCGACUUUAUGUAAAGUUGAAAGAUUAGAUGAUGAGAUAUCUCACCUAGAAUGGAUUGAUUUAUCACUCCAUGAAAAAGAGAUCUCAGAUCUCAAUAAAGUUAGCCGCACUCAUGUAAAUUCAAUUUAUAUACGCGGAACAUUGUCCUUUAGUGGAUAUCGAAAGUAUAAUGUUGACUGUUAUGUUGACACUGGCGCUAGUAUGUGUUUAGCUAAUAAACACAUAAUUCCACCUAACUUUUGGGUAAAAGCAAAAGUCCCUAUCUAUGCUAAAUUAGCGGACGAUACAGUCCAAGAAUUUGACAUAGUAGCAGAAAAGAUAGACAUCCUUAUCCAGGACAAGGUGUUUACUAUUCCAACAUUAUAUCAAACCACCAGUAGGUAUGAUAUCUUACUAGGCAACAACUUUUGUCGCCUUUAUGAACCAUUUGGACAAUGGGGUAGAAUUAUUGCCUUCCAUAAUGAUGGUCAGAUGGUAGUUUGUCCUAAACUAACCACCGCCUAUUACCAAGGUAAACCUGGAUUCUUAGAAUCUAAAGCCUAUGGGAGCAAAACCAAAGCCCCACUACCCGAAACUAUUGCUCAAAAUCUUGAUUUUGAUCAAAAAAAUCUGGGGGAGGAUACCCAUACUUCCGUCCCACAUGAUUUAAUGUGCAGUUUAAUGAAUUUGUCAACUAUAGAAACUAAACUUGAUGCAGUUUGUAGUGACAAUCCAUUAGACCUUAGAAUAUCUAAACAACAGUUUAGAGCCAGUAUUAGGUUAGCAAACCCUAGUACAAAAAUCAAAGUUGCACCCAUGCAAUAUACCAAAGAAGAUAGAGAUGAGUUCUCUAAACAAAUAAAAGAACUUCUAGAUGCUAAGUUAAUCCAACCUAGCAAGUCCCCUCACUUUAGCCCGGCGUUCUUAGUCAAUAAGCACUCCGAACAAAAAAGAGGAAAAAGACGAAUGGUCAUCAAUUAUAAAAAAUUGAAUGAUCACACUAUAGGAGAUGGUUAUCUUCUACCUAGAAAAGAUGAGCUGUUAGAUCAGAUCAGAGGAAAAAAGAUAUUUUCCUCCUUUGAUUGUAAAAGUGGAUUCUGGCAGGUAUUGUUAGAUGAAACGUCACAAUCAUUAACAGCAUUCACUUGUCCUCAAGGACAUUUUGAAUGGAAAGUCAUGCCUUUCGGCCUAAAGCAAGCCCCAUCCAUUUUUCAAAGGCAUAUGAAUGAGACCUUCAUGGGUCUUGAAAACUUUUGUCGUAUUUAUGUCGACGAUAUUAUCGUUUUCUCAGAAAACGACAAAGAACACAUCGAGCAUGUUUCACAAGUGCUUGACAGGUGUAAAGAGGUAGGAGUCAUCCUAUCUAAACCAAAAGCCCAACUUUUUAGGGAAAAAAUAGAAUUCCUUGGUCUAAUCAUAGAUAAAGGAAAGCUUCAGCUACAGAAGCAUAUAGGAGAAAAUAUUACUGCUUUCAACAGUAAAAUAACUGAUAGAAAACAGUUACAAAGAUUUUUAGGUAUAUUAAAUUAUAUCUCACAGUUUUGUCCUAAGGUUGCACAGAUACGACAACCUCUACAGGCAAAGUUAAAGAAGGAUGCUUUCUGGCAAUGGUCAGACAGUGAUACGGCUUAUGUUGACAAAAUCAAAAAAGCCAUAAAGAAUCUUCCACCGGUGCACCAUCCCGGUCCAGACGAGCCCCUAAUCAUUGAAACCGAUGCUUCGGACAAUUAUUGGGGAGGAAUCUUAAAAUCUAAACAAUCAGACGGCUUAGAAUUAAUAUGUGGCUAUGCCAGCGGUACCUUUAAACCAGCUGAAAAGAAUUACCACAGCAACGAAAAAGAAAUCUUGGCCCUUAUAAAUACCAUUAAAAGGUUUCAAGUAUUUCUCAUCCCAGUUCAGUUCACAGCACGAACUGAUAAUAAAAAUGUGUUUUAUUUCUUACACACAAACAUUCAUGGUUCUUAUAAACAAGGAAGACUGGUAAGAUGGCAACUCUGGUUGUCUUAUUUUGAUAUUAUAUUUGAGCAUGUUGCAGGAACUAAUAAUGUUUUUGCAGAUUUCUUGAGUAGAGAAUUCUCAGAAUGACUCAACAUCUCUUAGAUGAGAUCAAGGUCAUUGACCAAAAGAUUCAAAGAGCAGAAAAGCUCAUUGAAGAAAAGCAAAUGAAGAUUGAACGUCUUCAACGCAAAAAAGCUACUCGCUGCUCUGAGGAAUGAACUGAUGGUCUUACAAUCUCCCAGCCCGUUUAAUUCUGAACAUGAGAGGUUUAUACAGCAUUUUGAACUUCUACAAAAAGCUUGUAUCCCUGAUCUCAUUUCAUACCCCUCAUU